AUGGCUGCAGCUACAGGAAACACCGGCUGGGCCCAGCUGCGGCAACAGGCAAGAAGUCUAGAAACACAGACAGAGACGCUAUUCCACACCUACUCUCAGUUCUCGACGGUAUCCGACAUCCCGGCAAAGCCCACAGAAGAAGAAAGGACCACAGAAGCGAAGCUCCAAGAUCUCCUCGAAAAACGCGAGAAUGUCAUUUCACAAUUAUCCCGCCUCCUCGAUUCAGAAGCUGCUCUCACCUCAUCCGCUCUGAAACAGAACAACCUGGCUCUCCUUCGUGAGAAGCUCGCCGAGCAUAAGCGCGAUCUCGUGCGUCUGCGCAAAACCAUUUCCGAGGCUCGCGAUCGCGCCCACCUUCUUACGAACGUUCGCUCCGACAUCGACGAAUACCGUGCCAAUAACCCCGAAAACGCCGAGGCCGAGUACAUGCUUGCUGAGCGCAGCCGCAUCGAUAAUAGUCACAACAUGGCCGAUAGCGUCUUGUCCCAGGCAUACGCUGUCCAGGACAGCUUCAAUAUUCAGCGCGAGACACUCGCCAGCAUCAACCGUCGUAUCACCAUGGCUGCCAGCCAGGUACCGGGGUUGAACAGUCUAAUUAGCCGUAUCUCAGCUAAGAAGCGCCGGGACGGCAUCAUAAUGGGCGCAUUCAUUGCGUUUUGCUUCCUGAUGUUCUGGUGGUUCUUGUAA
Molecule: messenger RNA, 687 nt
Organism: Colletotrichum tamarilloi
Lineage: Eukaryota; Fungi; Ascomycota; Sordariomycetes; Glomerellales; Glomerellaceae
Product: vesicle transport V-SNARE protein
Exons: 3
Coding region: 1-687 (228 amino acids)
Biological process (GO): endoplasmic reticulum to Golgi vesicle-mediated transport; vesicle fusion
Cellular component (GO): Golgi membrane; SNARE complex; cis-Golgi network
Molecular function (GO): SNAP receptor activity
Source: RefSeq, a predicted model, not a curated record